Molecule: messenger RNA, 1449 nt
Organism: Bufo bufo (common toad)
Lineage: Eukaryota; Metazoa; Chordata; Amphibia; Anura; Bufonidae
Gene: SPATA6
Product: spermatogenesis associated 6
Exons: 10
Coding region: 421-1308 (295 amino acids)
Biological process (GO): spermatogenesis
Molecular function (GO): myosin light chain binding
Source: RefSeq, a predicted model, not a curated record
CCCGGGGUUACUACACAGACUUCCUCCCGGAGAACUUCAAGAAAGCAGCCACACUUUCCCCGACGGCCGGAGAACUUGAGUGCAGUAUGGAAGGCCUGUGACAAGGGUGAAGCCGGGGGCGCGGGUGAUGUAACAUCCGAGGGACGAGCCUCCGGAGGUGGGACCGCCCACAACUACAGGACGGGGCCUCUGGCCUCAACGGACGAAGGGAACGGAUCAUAUGGAGACCGCGCCCGGGCGUAGUGCAAUAGUCCCCUCCAUGGAAACGGCUUCAGCAACAGAGUGUGGAGUCCUGUCUGCGAUAAGCAGCAGUGUGACCCUGUGCUAACACCGCGGACAUGCCAGAUGAUCCCUGUCGUCUUCCUUCCAGGAUUUGUCGGAUAACGCGUGUUUGAACGGUGACCCAGCUACGGGCGGAGAAUGCAGAAACAGCUUUCUACGCCUAAGAGUAGCUCAUCCAGAACCUCCAGGAGAUACGAACAGCCAACCAUUGCCUCCAAAUCUCGCUCCCCAUCCCCAUAUACCAACAGACGCAUGUGCGAGCUCUCCGAGGACUCCAGGCAGAGGCUCGCCCAUUUGAAUCUGGGACCCUAUGAAUUCAAGAAGGAGACUUGCAGCAAGCCGCCAUUUGUAGUCAGACAUGUAGAAACCAGCUCUUCCCCUGACACGACUGCGCUCUCAUGUUCUGCAGAUGAAUCUUCAAGGCUGCACACUGAUACCUCUAUAUUGGACAGCUUGAGACCCCGGGGUAGCAGGGACCUGAGGAGGAUGCAUAUCGAUGACCUUCAGAUGUCCUUGGACAAUGUUAAUAACAAAAGGCUCCAAGAGUCACCGCUCAGAACUACAUCAGCACUGUCUCGCUCAGCUCCACCGUCAGUCCUGAGGCACCCUCCCAGUCCUGUGCUCAGCAGAUCCUCCCUUAGAGAAAGGUUUUGGAGUGAUCACCGAGCAUCAGCUAACUGGAAGGAAACCCAUGAACGAGUGAAAAGCAUAUUAAGGACGCACAGUGUCCAGCAGAAGCUACAUUCUGACAAGAACGUAUCAUGGAAGGAAUCUGAUUACAGCAACACCGUGGAUGACGAGGUACUCGGCGCGAGAGAGCUGCAGGACAGCCUCUCGUUCCCACAGGAUAAGUCCGUUCACUUGGACAACGGGGAGUUCUGGUGCAACAGAGCAGCCGCCUACAAAGGAAAGAGUCAUAGGAUCAUAUUUGAGGAGAGCAUGGAAAAAAUCUACAAGAACAUGUACAGAAAUGCUGUAAACCCAAACGCAUAUAGGAAAUCGCAUCACUCCAAGGAGUUUAUUUGAAUUAAAGGAAGAUACCAUGCAACUGUUACACAUAGGGUUGAGCGAACUGAAGUUCGGGUGAUUUUAUUAUUUUCCAUUAUAACAUGGUUAUAACGGAAAAUAAUAGCAUUCUUAUGACAGAAUGCUAAAUAAAAUGGCCAU